CAGCUUCCACUCUCCAUCUGAACUCCUCUUCAGACAGUAGUUAUUGGAAGUGAUUUUCUGAGCAGCAGUGCAGAUAUGAGGGUGGCUAUUGUGGUCUUGUGUCUGAUGUGGCUUGGCUCGUGUGAGAGCCGCAGGCUGGGUCGCUGUGAUGUUGUCCGUAUCUUCAAGACACAAGGACUUGAUGGCUUUGAGGGAUUCUCACUUGGCAACUAUGUGUGCACGGCCUACUGGGAAAGCAGGUUUAAGACUCACCGAGUGCGUACGGCUGAUACCGGGAAAGACUAUGGGAUUUUCCAGAUAAAUAGUUUCAAAUGGUGCGAUGAUGGCACUCCAGGUGGAAAGAACAAGUGCAACAUUCCCUGUUCAGAUUUGCUUCAGGAUGACCUGAAAGCUUCAGUUGCAUGUGCAAAGAUCAUUGUGAAAGCCGAAGGACUGAAAGCAUGGGACACCUGGGAUAGCUACUGUAAUGGGCGUAAGAUGUCACGCUGGUUGAGAGGUUGUGGGGAUCACAAAUAAGACCUUGAUUGCCUGCAGGAGUUUUAAUUAGCUACAAUGCUCUCAGAUUAUGUACUAAUGCAUUGCUUUUGGUUAAUAUGACUUUUAAAGCUAAAAGACGUUGUCUUUAUUAACAUUUGUAACCUUGAUGUAUAAUAAAACAUCUGCCCAAAUUGUUAAUCAUUUGUGCUUUGCAGUGCUUUUUAAUUUCACUUUUGGCUAAAGCUUAUGCAGCAGCAAAUUGUUACAGAUGCAUUGUUUGAUGCUAGAUAGUAGCGGUAGGCUUCUAUUAAAAUUGGUUUUAUUCAAAAUUAAAUAAUCUGUUAUUGAAAACCCACGUUGAUUAAACAGUACUCUGAAUA
Molecule: messenger RNA, 857 nt
Organism: Labeo rohita (rohu)
Lineage: Eukaryota; Metazoa; Chordata; Actinopteri; Cypriniformes; Cyprinidae
Gene: lyz
Product: lysozyme
Exons: 4
Coding region: 76-516 (146 amino acids)
Molecular function (GO): lysozyme activity
Source: RefSeq, a predicted model, not a curated record